AUGGGUUCUUCAUCAUCAAAUGAUGGAAAUUAUGUGCCUCAAGUAAGGUUUGAACAAAUUCCUCAAAUUGGGCAAGAAUUUGAAUCUUUGGAUGAAGCCCAUAAUUUUUACAAUGAAUAUGCAAGGGAAGCUGGAUUUAGUACUCGACUGUGGAGUACUAAGAAGAACAAUAGUGGCGAAAUAAUCAGGAGGGAAAUGGUUUGCUAUAAGCAAAGUUCUCGAAAGAAGGUAGAGUUAAAUAAUGUUCGUACGAGGAAGCGAGGUAUAACUCGAGAAGGAUGUAACGUAAAGAUUUGCUUUAUCAAGUCAGAGUCUAAUAAAAAAUUCAUCGUUUCAAUAUUUUUCGAGGCACAUAAUCAUGUAUUGACAACACCAAGAAAAGUUCAUUUGCUACGGUCUCAUCGCUCCAUGUCUUCUGCCAAGAAGGACUUAACACAACAACUUAGUGCAGCAAAUGUGUCAAUCAGUCAACAAAUUGGUAUUUUCGAGGUAGAAGCAGGAGGUAUAGAAAAUGUUGGUUGUAUAGAAAAGGAUUUCUACAAUGCACGACGCGAUGAGGUGAAAAUGUAUGCUGGACAUGAUGCUCAAAUGUUGUAUGAGUAUUUUGAAUCUCAAAAGGCAAGAAAUCCAGAAUACUAUUUUGCAAUCAACAUGGAUCCUGAAAACAAGAUUACUCAUUGCUUUUGGGAAGAUGUGGAAUGUAAAAAGGCAUAUCAGGUUUUUGGGGAUGUAGUCGUCUUCGAUACUACUUACAAUACAAAUCGAUAUGGUAUGAUCUUUGUACCCUUUGUGGGGGUCAACCAUCAUGGACAGACUAUACUAUUUGCAUGUGCAUUCCUGAGUGAUGAGACGACUGAGUCAUUCUUGUGGCUUCUAAAGCAGUUCUUGUCUUGUAUGCAAGAAGGGCCUCCCAAAAUGAUUAUCACUGAUCAAUACCCUGCAAUGGGUAAGGCAAUAGCUGAAGUAUUACCAAACAUUGUGCAUCGAUUUUGUAUGUGGCAUAUUCUGAAUAAAUUUUCUGAGAAGUUAGACGCAGUGAAAUGGAGAGAUAAUUAUCCAAGUUUCCAUAAAUGCAAAUGGAAUUCUUCAAGUCCAGAAGAGUUUGAGUUUGGUUGGGCCGAGGUUGUCGAUCAAAGUGGGUUGUCUUCAAAUGCAUGGUUAAAAUCAGUGUAUGAUAUUCGUUUCAUGUGGAUUCCUGCAUAUGUUAAUGACACGUUCUUCGUAGGUAUGUCCUCUAGUCAAAGAGUUGAAAAUUGUCACGCAUUUUUCAAGUCUUACGUAUCAAAAAAAAAUACGUUGAUGGAUUUUGUGGUUCGAUUUACCAGAGCUCUAAAACAUCAAAGACACCAAGAGCUUAUGCUUGACCAUAAAGACUAA
Tripterygium wilfordii is the source of this 1377-nucleotide messenger RNA. Its product is annotated as protein FAR1-RELATED SEQUENCE 5-like. The record is from RefSeq and is a predicted model, not a curated record. The transcript is spliced from 2 exons. The coding region runs from base 1 to 1377 and encodes 458 amino acids. Gene Ontology annotation, biological process: regulation of DNA-templated transcription. NCBI's taxonomy places the organism in Eukaryota, Viridiplantae, Streptophyta, Magnoliopsida, Celastrales, Celastraceae.